CCCUUAUGUUCUCUGAGGCGGGACAUCGUAGGUAGCAUAAAUGAGUCUGCGUGAGCGUGGCCCCAGUUAUAUAGUCAUUUCAGUUUCUGUUUUUACUCUGUUCAGUUAUGGAGAUGACACAGCAUAGGACACUGUUGCUUUGCAUUGUGUUGUACGUAUCAGCCUCUGGAGCCCAAUACACACCAGACUGGAAGAGCCUAGACGCCAGACCGCUUCCAAAUUGGUACGACGAGGCCAAGUUCGGGAUUUUCAUUCACUGGGGUGUAUUUUCUGUACCUGCGUUCGGCAAGUACAGUGAGUGGUUCUGGUGGUACUGGCAGGGCACCAAGGAUCAAGCACGUGUUUUGUUUAUGGAUAAGAACUAUCCUCCCGGAUUCAGAUAUGCGGAAUUUGCACCUAUGUUUAAUGCACAGUUCUUUGAUCCAGACGGUUGGGCUGAAAUACUUGAAGCCUCAGGAGCAAAGUAUGUUGUGUUCACUUCGAAACAUCAUGAAGGAUUCACUAAUUGGAGAUCUCCAACUUCAUGGAAUUGGAAUUCUGUUGAUAACGGGCCGCACAGAGACAUCGUCGGGGACUUGGCCACGGCCAUUCAAAAUAAAAGUUCUAUACACUUUGGACUCUACCAUUCUUUGUAUGAAUGGUUCAAUCCUGUCUACCUAAAUGACAAGAAAUCUGGCUUCAAGACCCAAGACUUUGUUUAUUUCAAAGCCAUGCCAGAAUUAUAUGACCUGGUCACAAGGUACAAGCCAGAACUGAUAUGGUCAGAUGGGGAUUGGGAAGCCCCGGACACUUACUGGAACUCCACACAAUUCUUAGCUUGGCUCUACAAUGACAGUCCAGUGAAGGAUACAGUUGUGGUCAAUGAUAGAUGGGGAGCUGGGUGCUACUGUAAACAUGGUGGUUAUUACAACUGUGCGGACAAAUAUACUCCAUCGGAGUUGCUCAAUCACAAAUGGGAGAAAUGUAAUUCAGUGGACACCCUCUCCUGGGGUUACCGUAGGAACAUGAGACUCAGUGACUUGAUGGAUUUACCCACCAUUAUAAAGGACUUUGUCAACACAGUGGCUUUUGGGGGAAACUAUCUUCUGAAUAUUGGGCCUACAGCAGAUGGAAUGAUUCCAGAUGUGUUUGAGGAACGUCUCAGAGAGAUUGGUGCCUGGUUGAAGGUAAACGGAGAGGCCAUCUAUGCCACUAAACCAUGGAGGGUUCAGACUGAGAAUGGUACUGUGCCAGUAUGGUACACUUCCAAAAACACUACUGUGUAUGCCAUCUUUCUCUCAAAUCCAAUGCAGGACUCAUUCCAGCUCUUUUCUCCCAUAACAUCUGAGAAAACUGUGGUGACCCUGUUGGGGAGUCCUCAGGCUCUAAAGUGGACUCCUCUGCAUUCAUCUGGACUCACUGUGCUUCUACCAGACCUGCCUGUCACUCCUGCAGGAGCCUGGUCCCUUAAACUGGAUGGAGUGGCUUAACAGUGGAAAUGUCUGAUGUCUGAUGUGAAAACACUGAUGUAGAUGUUGGAUAGUAGACUCUGUAGAUGCAGUUGAAGACAAUUACAUUUUUUAGAUGAUAUUUGAAAAGCAGCUACUUUACUUAAAUGGUGAUGAUGAAUGGUGAUGAAGGUUUUAUGGAUCAUCAGGGAUUUUCUUAUUAUUUUUAUUUAGAAUUAUAAAUAUUUUAAUGCAAACAAAUCACUAAAUGACAUUAUCCUAAAUAAAUUCCUUUCUUACUUUUCUUUAGAGAGACUGGUUUACUUGAUUUUUGUAUUUUAUUUUGCCUCAAGUGAAGCCCAUAUAUGUAGACUGAAAUGU
Molecule: messenger RNA, 1808 nt
Organism: Electrophorus electricus (electric eel)
Lineage: Eukaryota; Metazoa; Chordata; Actinopteri; Gymnotiformes; Gymnotidae
Product: tissue alpha-L-fucosidase-like
Biological process (GO): glycoside catabolic process; fucose metabolic process
Cellular component (GO): lysosome
Molecular function (GO): alpha-L-fucosidase activity
Source: RefSeq, a predicted model, not a curated record